Messenger RNA from Acanthaster planci (crown-of-thorns starfish), 4811 nucleotides. RefSeq lists its product as uncharacterized. The record is from RefSeq and is a predicted model, not a curated record. Lineage: Eukaryota; Metazoa; Echinodermata; Asteroidea; Valvatida; Acanthasteridae. Gene Ontology annotation, biological process: transforming growth factor beta receptor signaling pathway. Gene Ontology annotation, cellular component: extracellular region. Gene Ontology annotation, molecular function: calcium ion binding; serine-type endopeptidase inhibitor activity; receptor antagonist activity.
AUCCAGCAAGGUUUUCGCGCGCUUAAGCAAAUUUUGUGCGUAAGCAGCUCUAUGAAAUUAGCCCCAGCUGGCCAUAAAGGCCGCGCCGCUGACUCGGACUCUCGUGUGAACUACGCGUGGGCUUGCGUGGGACACCACAGUGAAGCAACCCCCAGUUGUCGAAAUUCGAAGUGUCGGCACCUGAUUUUGACAUCAACGGACUUGUGUAUGCAAUAUCGAUCAGUCACAGUCUGAUCACUUAUCACAGAAUCUUUAAAGCAAACGGACUGACCCGUAGUGAACUUGAGCCAGUAAAUAACGAGGUCUCUUGGUGUUGCCAGGAUUAUCCAUGUAACCAAUCACGGGAUGAACUCUUCUGACCUCUUCCGGCGGUUGUUAGACCUAUAUACUUACCUUCUAACGACGGCGCUUUGAAACCACGUCCUUUUUAUAGGGUUGCGGACUGAUAAUUGGGCCAAAAAAUAUGUAAAGCUGGGCUCAGAAACUGCUUUAGUCAUGAUCGUUAGCCCGAAAUGAGCCCUUUGUCCAGGCACCGUGCAAGCAGGUUGAGUAGUUUUGCCGUUGCCACAAAACCUGAAGCCAUUACCUGGGCCGAUUCUGAUGCAGCCACAGUACAAUGCAGGACUGGUGUCUCCCCUUGUCAAGGCAGAGGCACAAAAGGAUUUACCUAAGGAUGGCGAUAGCGUCAGUUCUGUAUUCCUUUUACUGAGAAGUCUCUUUUGAGCUACUCUCAAGAGCGAAUUGCCUCUUAUAGUCACAGUAAAUAGAUUGUGUGUGUGCUACAGGCGGAAGUCAAACGGUAGGCGUUGAACAAAUCAAGUCAAGGACCCUGCAUGAGUGGGUUGAACCGAUCGCACUAGCGUUUCCCCUUAAGAGGGAGAUCCGGCUGUGACAGUCAGCUACUCGAAGUGGAUUUCGACAUUUUACUAUGUGGUCUGGUCAUAUGACUGAAGAUUGCUUUCAAGGUCUGGUGAGUUGAUGAUGUACUUGGGUCACAAUUAAGACUGUCAUUGGCUGUGACCUCUUGCAGAAAUCUGCUUAUGAUAUUGCUUUCAAACAACCAGAAACAACCAGAAUCAUCAGGCUUAUGCCCACUACGAGCGCCCUGAACUAUCAAAGGUUCUGACAAUGACCUUACGUACGGACGUGCCUUAACUACCGGGUAUCCGCACUCAAUGCCGGUAACUUUGGGAGCUACGUGUGGGCCGCCACGGUGAGGUAACUGAUAAAGAUACGUCGCCUGAUACUUACGAAAUUACUUCGUCAUUUUACGGAAAUUUCCGAGUACCCAAGCCGCAAAGCUGUGGGAAACUAAUUGGAAAUAUCGGCCGUACAAGAGGAAAACCAGAAACGGAAAAACCUUUGGUACAGCGAUAGGAAAGUGCGGUGUGGAUCAUAAUUUUAGGUACAUACGAAAUAAUACCUCAGUGGAAGGGCCAACUAUGAACUCGAUAAAAGGGAGAACUGGUGACUAGUGGGAAGUGUCUUCAAAAAAACUGUGUAACAAAACUCCGGACUGUUAAAAAGAAAAAUAAACUUGCCUCUCCUCUGGUCAACUUGCCUCUUCCGUCGUGAAGAUGAAGUCCCAUAUUCUGCAGGUUUCUUCUGUGACUUGCAUUUGCCUGCUGGUUAUUUUGUUAUCCGUCGACGGCAAUCCUGUCGAGAAAGCAGAGGGAAAUGCUCGCAAAGACCAAGACCCUAAAAGUGGGGACAUAGAUUUGUCCAAGCCAGGAACCUGUCCUUCUGAACAAAUUGUCUCUAAGCACAGUCUGGCAGUGUGUACCUUGGACUGUCUCUUUGACCUGGAGUGUUCGGGAACCAUGCGAUGCUGCCCGGACAGUUGCGGUGGGGCGGCUUGUAUUGAGACUACGGAAAAUGAAGAUAAAUCCAGCACAAUUCAGCCAGCAACAGAGACGAUCACCAGCCCUGCCAGAGCCAGCAGUGAAAGUGCAGAUAGCACUACGCCUGAACCAACAGUCUCUGCUACGAUCAGGACAAGAACCGCAGAAGCUACGGCUUCCUCUGACAACAAUGCAGAGUCAGAUUUACACCUUGACGGGGAUGCGGUUGUCAACGUAUCAGUCGUUGUCGGCAAGGACUUGGUUCUCCACUGCAACAUCUCCACGACUGGGAGUGAGCCGCUGCUGUUCUUCUGGAUGGUGCAGACGGACGGUGGCUUUCUUUCGUGGUCAGAUGUGACCUCGACCGAUAACAAGCGAGUGUCUCACGGAGGAGCUUGGUUGGAGAUUCUCGGAGCGACGCUACAAGACUCCCAGAGCUUUGUCUGCUUUGGGGGUCAUUCGAUCGGUUACCUGACGCAAACCUACAUGGUGACUGUGACAGAGAAACCAGAGACCAGUCAAGGGAGUCCACCGGACAGCUGUGCCAACGACGCCUGCAUGAAUGGAGGCUCGUGCAUCGAGGAGGAGGACCACACCUACCACUGCGUGUGUCCAGAUGGAUAUCAAGGAGAGGGCUGCACUGAGGUACUGAACCCCUGCGGGCAACAUCCCAACAUCUGCCAAAAUGGUGCUACGUGUGUGGCCGCCGACAGCCAUUUCUCUUGCAAGUGUGCUCCCGACUGGGAGGGUGUACUUUGCCAAGACAGGGUAAGCGCGUGUCGCAGCUCCCCUUGCCUCAACGGCGGAGAGUGCGUUGAUUUGGUCGACACCUUCCGGUGUGUUUGCCCUCCCAAAUUUUCGGGACUCCGCUGCAAGGAGAAGCGGCCCGUGACGACGGAGACGAGUAGAGAAGAGACUACUCUGCCUCCUACCACAGUGCCGAUGUCCGAUGCCUGCUACUUGCCACUGGAUAUGGGCACCUGUUCGAGAAAGGAAACUAAAUGGUACUACGACACGGAGACGGAGCAAUGCCGGCCUUUCGUCUACAACGGCUGCCGGGGUAACGCCAACCGAUUCUCGAGCUACGACAACUGCCACUGGGAGUGUCCCCGGCUCCCGGCCGACCCUUGCGCCCAUCCCAUCGUCACAGGACGAUGCAAAGCCAUGAUUCCCAGAUGGGCGUACAGCGCUGAGAGCCGUACCUGUGUGGAGUUCGUGUACGGUGGUUGCCUGCCAACGGGGAACAACUUCCUGACACGGGAGCAGUGUGCUCAGACAUGCAUGUCAGAUACCCCACAGCAGUGUGAAGUGUGCAAUCCACCAAGCCUUGCAAUGGCCUACUGUAAUAGUGACUUUGUGAUCACUGGCAUCGUCCGUCGACAGUUGUUUGCCGAUGGUACACUAAAGACUGUCGUCUUGGAACUGACCAGGCGUUACAAAGGACACAAUUUAACACUCCGGCGGUCCAAAUUCCUCGACGAGCCGAUUUUCAUCGUCAAGAGUCGAUCCCAAGAAUCGGAUACGUGCCGUAACGACUGUUUCAAAGACCUGGAGGACGGCAAGGAAUAUAUUCUGACCGGAACCCUGUCGAGAGAGGGCGGUAGCACUACCGCCCACCUCACCAGCAAGAGCUACGUCAAGCCCGUUGUCGGCAGAAGGCUGACCAAAUUAGAAAUGAUCAAGAAUGACAGAGCUUUCAAUAGAAGAUGCUCGCGCCGACUGGAAACCCCACUGUAGGGAGCUGACAGUAAAAGUUUCCUACAACUAUAAAAGAAGUGAUUUCCUUUACUCAACGUGGGGAUCCCGGAAGUUGUUUUUUUGUACGGAGCGCUUACAUGCCAGAUAGGAUUGCUUGAAGGGUUGGUUUUAAGGUUAAAGUGUGUGGUAUAACUUUUAAUUUAAAUCACUUGUAAUUAGUUUGUAGAUUGCCCUAGGGGUAAAAUCCAGCCGCAUGAAACGAGCCAAAUCGGUACUCCAACAGCACAUGCUCAAAGGAAGUGCGCCCGAGGUCAUUUCAGCGCGAUCCUACGCGGACUCGCGCACGCGCUUUAUUCGCCAAUGGCCUAGCUUUUUUGAAACACCGAUCUGGCUCGAGCAGGGACACGUUUUAAACACCGCUUCCAGUCCGGCAAUAGUUCUGAUAUUUUGCAUCUGGCCAGUUCCAUCUCUCUGUAAUGGCUACUUAACAGACUGAUGUUUUAAAAAGGUCAACAGUUCACUGAUUGUAGGGCCUACCCUUAAAUUCGCACUUGUUACUUCACCGUGGCUGUACAGGUACACAAAUGCUGCCAUUAUUUUCCCAAUUUAAGACGGAAGUGUUAAAUGAUGAAUCAUUAUCAUUUGUGCAAAUUAGUAUGCAUAAAUGUGGUCGACACGGUAGACAAAUGUAGAGAAUGUAGUUGCUUCUUUGUGCAUGUCGUGUGCGCAUAAUUAUAAAGGCCUGCAAGUUGUGGUCUUCUUGUUAAUCUUGAUGGUACUGUAUUUUUUAAUGUAAUCAUAGAGAUAAUUAGACAAUCCACCUAUUUUCCAGCAACAGAGGCUCCAUUGUUGGGAACUGCUGGUUCACAAACGAUUAUGAAAUGCACGCCUUACGGUCGCAUGGCUACCAGCAAACUAAAUAUAUCAUUCCCACCAAAAUGCCUCUUUUUAACCGAUGAGGGGGUGCUUCUGCUCAAGGCGGAUAAAACAUAACUGUGGGUCUAUCAAAGUUUCCUUCAGCGUUGUUGUUGUGUAUCGUGUUCUGCCCUUUCUUGUCAUGGCCAGAACUGUUGUACUGUCAUAGCUGCACGCGCAAAUAAUAAACCACAAUAAAGCAAGUGCUACCCGUAAGAAUGUUUCACUGCAAUCAGGAGGCCUUCACAUUAUGUACAGAGCGAUUAAAAAUAAUGAAAAAAGUGUUGCCUUUGAUCGUGUUGGUUCAAAUGUUUGGAUAGAUGAAAAGUGAUUUUCGAUGUGCUUGUUAUGUUUCAA